This is a messenger RNA of Ostrinia furnacalis (Asian corn borer), 1212 nucleotides long. RefSeq names its product fructose-bisphosphate aldolase-like. The record is from RefSeq and is a predicted model, not a curated record. The transcript is spliced from 9 exons. Gene Ontology annotation, molecular function: fructose-bisphosphate aldolase activity. Gene Ontology annotation, biological process: glycolytic process. Lineage: Eukaryota; Metazoa; Arthropoda; Insecta; Lepidoptera; Crambidae. The coding region runs from base 88 to 1179 and encodes 363 amino acids.
GUCCAAUUGAGGCUCUCUCUCAGUGAGCAUUAUUCUGAGUGAAGACUUAGCAUUUAUUUUGUGUAUUUUGUUUUCAUAUCCUUCAGAAUGACCACCGACUUUUCAUACCCAACUCCUGAGCUGCAGGCCGAGCUGAAGAAGACUGCUGAAGCCAUCGUCGCUCCUGGCAAAGGCAUCCUGGCUGUUGAUGAGGCUAAUGAUGGCAUCGGCAAACUCCUGGCUGCUGUGGGAUUGGAGAACACAGAAAACAACAGGAGGAUAUAUCGCCAGCUCUUGUUCACUUCAGACAAGGCUCUCUCCGACCACAUAUCCGCCGUGAUUCUCUUCGAUGAGACGGUCUACCAGAAGACUGACGAUGGCCAGUCCUUCAUCGAGGUGUUGCAGAAGAAGAACAUCAUCCCCGGCAUCAAGGUUGACAAGGAUGUGGUGCCUCUGUUCUUGUCUGAAGACGAGGUGACCACCCAAGGUCUUGACGACUUGGCCACUCGCUGCGCUGAGUACAAGAAGCAAGGGUGCCGAUUCGCCAAGUGGCGGUGUCCACUGAAGAUCGGAGCCCACACUCCUUCAGACCAGGCCAUAAAUGACACUGCCCAUAUCCUGGCCAGAUACGCCUCGAUAUGCCAGAGCCAGGGGCUGGUGCCGAUUGUGGAGCCAGAUGUGCUGUUAGAUGGUGACCAUGACAUUGUGAGGACUCAGAAGGUGACAGAGGUAGUUCUUGCAGCAGUCUACAAAGCACUGAAUGACCACCAUGUGUACCUUGAGGGUACUUUGCUGAAGCCUAACAUGGUAACUCCUGGUCAGGGCUAUACCCCUAAAAGUACUCCAGAAGAAAUUGCAGCAGCGACUGUCACUGCGUUUCUGAGGAGUAUUCCAGCUGCUGUACCUGGCAUUACGUUCCUCUCCGGUGGCCAGUCUGAAGAAGAAGCAACCCUGAACCUGAACGCCAUCAACAAGGUCCAGAUGAAGAAACCCUGGACUCUGACCUUCAGUUACGGGCGAGCUCUCCAAGCUUCCGUCUGGAAGACCUGGGCUGGAAAAGAUGUCAAUGUGAAGAAGGCGCAAGAAGAAUUGUUGAAAAGGGCCAAGGCUAACGGUCUGGCAUCUUUGGGAAGGUACGAUGGUUCACUGACAUCAGCUGCAGGGGCCAAGUCCAACUUUAGCGCGAAUCAUACUUAUUAAUGAUAGAGCAAUGUAAAAAGUCAAUAUAUAAAA